Messenger RNA from Debaryomyces fabryi, 834 nucleotides. RefSeq lists its product as uncharacterized. Lineage: Eukaryota; Fungi; Ascomycota; Pichiomycetes; Serinales; Debaryomycetaceae. The transcript has a single exon. Bases 1 to 834 code for a protein of 277 amino acids. The record is from RefSeq and is a predicted model, not a curated record.
AUGGCAGUAAAUCAACAAGAGCAAUUAAUCACGCAUAAGGUGACCACGAUUGUUUCAUUGGUGUUAUCAAUCUACGGCAAUUUGCGUUAUUUAGUUGGUAGAUCUCCUUUCGAUUCUGACAGUCCAUUCAAUGUUAGCAACACCCCUUUUUCAUCCAAUAUAUUGGUGACCUUAAUAUACUGGGGUAUAUUAUACUUCUUGCAAAUUGUGUUUGUUAGUCAGAUUUUUAUUCCAGCCCAAGAGCUGGCUAGGGCAAGAGUUGAGCUUUCUCAAGUAGUUGGAUGGCACUUCACUAUUUUCAACUUUGCUCAGUUUAUCUGGUCAAUGUUGUUUGCUAGAAGACAUUUCAUUUUAAGUGAAAUCGUGUUGUUCAUUAAUUUCUUCAAUAUUUUGGCACUCUACUACAGUCACAAAACCUACAGCAUCAAGCCUUUGAGCAACUGGAUUUUAAUUCAUUUGCCUACUAGUGCUUUGCCAUUGUCAUGGUUGUUCUAUGCUAUUUUCUGGAAUGGUGCUGUUAUGUUCCACAUUCACAAGUUUGUUGGCAGAGUUGUUUGCAAUGUUUUGAUCUGGGAUUUCUUGAUUGUGCCAUCAAUGUUUGUUCUUUUCUACAAUGAUUAUGGUGUUGGUUUGAGUUCAUCUGUUUUGAUGUUCGGCUUAGGUUUAGGCCAAUUGUUUACAAAGGUGUUUGCUUUACAAUGGAUUUUUGCAUUUAUUAUUGCAUCUAUUUUAUUGGUACUCAGUUUGGUCGCAGCAGUUGCUGGAUCAUAUUAUGUCAAGCAAGAAAGUACCAGAGUCACUGAUUCUGAAGCUGCACCAUUAUUAUCUAAUUAA